Molecule: messenger RNA, 2272 nt
Organism: Exaiptasia diaphana
Lineage: Eukaryota; Metazoa; Cnidaria; Anthozoa; Actiniaria; Aiptasiidae
Product: cell wall protein DAN4-like
Exons: 5
Coding region: 18-1877 (619 amino acids)
Source: RefSeq, a predicted model, not a curated record
UCCAAAGGAGCCGSACAAUGAAGGUGAUCACAUUUGGAAUUACUAUAUUGGCGUUUACCUUCACUAUUGAAUGCCGUCAUUAUAAAGGGCAUCAUGUCAAAGGCCACAAGAACAACCAUGACAAAACCCAGCAUAUUUACCAGGAAAAAAAACUGAUCAAUAAUCAUGGAAAACCACAUCUCACAACCAAACAAAAAGACCAGCAAAAUCAACACGGUAGUGGAAAGCUCCCUCACAGGCGCCACACAAUUUUCAUUCACGUUGACCAUGAGAAAAGGCAUUACGAAAACAGUCACAUAGGAAUGCAGAAACAAGCCCUCAUCUUUAAAGACAAUCAGCCAAAAGACCGUAGGAAGAGCCAUCAUAAAAUAGACGAUAUAGACCAGCAAGAAGGUCUUACUUUCAAAGAAAAUCCUAAGGGCAUUAGGAAAUACCAUCUCACAGACCUGAAACAACGCAAACGCGAUGAAAACCACAACAGAAAAAGGAACAGUAAAAUGAAGCUUCACGAAAGUGAUCAUCGUUUAGGCAAGACCCAGCACAAAACUCAUASAAAACAUCACAUCAAAGAACAUAAAGGAUCCAAGAAGACAAUAGUCCRUCAUCUUGGAGGACAGAGAAAACAGAUUGGUGCAAAUCUCGAUAUGUACAAUGUCGCACAACCAGCAAUGGGAGCUGUUAUGAAUAACCAUGUACAUCCAGGAUCAAAUCCACAUAAACUGCCUGCUUCGCAUCUUCCUCCUGGAUUUCCCCCGCACGUYACUCUACAAGGUUGCUGCACUGUCCUCCAUAAUCACAACGCCUGUUGUCAACACCCAAACGCGCCGCCAUGUUGUACUGCAGGUAGCCAGUCAGCACCCACUGAAGCAAGCACGGCUUCUCUACAUUCGAGUAAAGCUUCCUCUGCUUCAACAAAGGGUUCCACUUCCCCAACAAAGGCUUCUUCCAGUCCAACAAAGACUUCCUCUGUCUCCACCAAAGCUCCAUCUUUAUCAUCAAAACCUUCCUCUAAUCCAACCAAGGUUUCAUCGGGAUCAACUGAAUUUUCAUCUAGUUCAACAUCUGCUUCUUCUACUUCAAGUGGGACUUCAUCUAAUCCAACAAACAAUCCACUGGAGUCAACAGUGGCUACGUCCACAUCGACUGCGGCUUCCACUAAUCCAACAGAUGCAUCCUCUGGGUCAACUAAAGCUUCAUCUGGGUCUACUAAAGCACCAUCUGUCCCAACAAAAGAUUCUUAUUCCACUGGCCCAACAAAGGCUUCUUCUGUCACAAAACGUGCUUCCACUGGCCCAACAAAGGCUUCUUCUGUCACAAAACGUGCUUCCACUUCCCCAACAAAGUCUUCUUCUGGGAUAACAGAUCCAUCCUCUGCACCCACAAAGGUUUCUUCUCAGACAACAGGUGGAUCUUCUGAAUCGACGAAAGCAUCCUCUGCCCCAACAAAGGCUUCUYCCGGRACAAUAGGUGCUUCCUCUGCCCCAACUAAGCCUUCUCCAGGGACAGUGGGGGCUUCCUCUGCCCCAACAAAGCCUUCUCCUGGGACAAUAGGGGUCUCCUCGACCCCAACGAAGCCUUCUCCAGGGACAAUGGGGGCUUCCUCUGCCCCAACAAAGGCUUCUCCUGGGACAAUAGGGGCUUCCUCUGCGCCAACAAAGGAUUCUUCUGGGACAACAGAUGCACCCUCCACCCUCACAAAAGCUACCUCUGGGACAACACAGACAUCCUCUGAGUUAACAAAGGCUUCAUCUUCACCAACGMAAAUGUCUUCUGUCGCCAAGAAGGGUUCCAUUGACGCAGCUAAUGAACCCUUUACAGAUCCAGGCCCAACUUAUGCUYUACUCAAAACGAAGACGCAAACYUUUAUAAAGGAAUAAUCAGAAUUUAUUAAUACAACUUUUAUCUAAACAAAAGCUUUCUUCCUUUCAGUUUUUCAGUUCAGACAAAGUCGUUCACAUAAAUCCAACACCAUUGCUUAACAAUAUCAGCAUUUUASAUUAAUGGCAAAGUUUUAAUCAUUAUUUGUUAUCUAAUACGCUUGUUAUUAAUUCAAUCUAUGAAUUCGUUUUAAAUAUGAUCAAAUUAAAAACUACAAAAUCAGCCAAUUUCUCCGAUCAGCAAAUUGRCGUUGCAGUAUCCCAUCAGUACUCAACGUGUUUUGAAACAGCUAUACGACUUAAACAUAUCAUUUACCUUAAUAAAGYUAUCAGAAGCGAUUUGCCUCUUUGGUAUAUUUUAAACAUUGUUCAAUUCUUAAUCAACUCCAAUGGAU